AUGGUUUUUGUGCCGUUCACGGGGGUGGACAACCACCGCCGUUGCAUCACCUUGGGGGCUGGCUUACUCAGUAGAGAGAACGUGGAAUCCUACGUUUGGCUGUUGGAGACUUUCAAAAUCGCAAUGGGUAGGAGUCCACUAUGCGUUGUCACCGAUCAGGACCCCGCCAUGAAGAUUGCUGUAAAGCGUGUUUUCCCUGAGAGUCGGCAUCGGUUUUGCAUGUGGCACAUCAUGAUUAAGGUCAGCGAAAAGGCUGGGGGUGAACUUGCAAAGGAUGAAAAUUUUCGCAAGAAGUUAAACAGUAUAGUUUGGUCAGACCGAAUCCUGAUUGAAGAUUUCGAGAGUCAAUGGGUGGGGUUAAUGGCAGAGUACAAGUUGGGUGAUGACCGGUGGUUUAGCAAUCUUUACGCUGAUAGGAUGUUUUGGAUCCCGACGUAUUUCCUCGACAUGCCAAUGAGUGGGUUACUACGGACUACGUCUCGGUCCGAAGGUGAAAACAGUGCUUAUGGUAAGUUUACUCAUGCACACUCUAGUUUAAUCGAGUUUUAUAUGCAGUUUGAGGGUGUGUUGGAAGCUCAACGCCAUAAACAGGCCAAACUAGACGCUGAGUGCGAGGGGUCUUUGCCCGAUUUUAAAACACCUUUAGCACUUGAGCGACAUGUAGCGCAGGUUUUCACCAUUACAAUUUUCUACGAGAUCCAAAAAGAGAUUAUUGCUGCGUGUUUUUUCUGCCGGGUUGUUACCAUUUCUGAGGGCAAGGGGUUGAUGUUGUAUGUCAUUAAAGACGAGCACAACACGGUUUACAGUGUCCAAUACAAGCCCGCUGAUUUUAGUGCAGCGUGUAGUUGCAAGUUAUUCCUGAAAAUGGGUUUAGUUUGUAGGCAUAUAAUUUUGGUUUUCAAAGAUGCCCAAUUACAGACCCUGCCACCCCAAUAUGUGGUUGGUAGAUGGUGCAAACACAGCAAUGCCGCGCGAUGUAGUGAAUUGGCUGCCGUGAGCAGUUCCAACGGGUCGCGUAUAAACUUAUUGUGGGGCGAGAUCAACACGUGCGUGGGAAUGGUGGGUAGCAACGAUGGGCGACACACCCGUUUGUUACAAGUAAUGAAAGAUCUGACAGCUGAAUUCCUAAAUGAUGGGUCGGGCAGUGAUAUGGUAAAGGGCAACACCGCUGCUAUUGCGACAUUGUGUGGUGUUAGUCCUCCGCAGAAUAUAUCCAUCAAACCCCCAGCACAGGCAAAGAACAAAGGCAGCGGGAAACGUAUCAAAAGCAAGCGAGAGUUAGCUAUCGAGGCUAGGGCACGGGGCGAGCGUAAGUGCGCGGCGUGUGGUUUAUAUGGGCGUCAUGACAGUCGAAAUUGUGUUAUUGUCCCACGUGUUCGAACCGGUAAAAAGGCCGCCUCUAAAUGA
This is a messenger RNA of Ipomoea triloba (trilobed morning glory), 1407 nucleotides long. RefSeq names its product protein FAR1-RELATED SEQUENCE 5-like. Gene Ontology annotation, biological process: regulation of DNA-templated transcription. NCBI's taxonomy places the organism in Eukaryota, Viridiplantae, Streptophyta, Magnoliopsida, Solanales, Convolvulaceae. Gene Ontology annotation, molecular function: zinc ion binding. The transcript has a single exon. Bases 1 to 1407 code for a protein of 468 amino acids. The record is from RefSeq and is a predicted model, not a curated record.